ACAGAGAGAGAGAUUUUUCACGGUUUUAGCCAUGUCCAAGGCGGAUAUGAACGCCUACUGGAAAAAAAUUCUCGGUGGAAAGAAAGAACCCGCCCCUGAAGCCAUUAAAAAGAGUGUAGUACAACAAGACGAUAUCGAAGAAAUAAUUGAGAUCCAGGAGAGCUUAGAGCAACUAAGCUGGAACAUGGCUGAGAUGAUGAAGAGCAUGGCAAAACAGCAGAAAGAGAUAGCAAAACAGUCCCAACAGCAUGGUUGUAACAGAUGUGCUAGUAAUGCUCAUUGUCAUUGUAACGGUUCGGACAAUGUCCUGCUUGUUCAGCCGGCUCAGAAAAACGUUCGAAUUGCAUCACCGGUAGAAACGGUUCAUGUUGCCUCUCCAGUGCAGCAUGUUAGGACAGCAUCUCCAGUGCAGCAUGUUCGAGUUGCUUCUCCAGUGCAGCAUGUGCGAGUUGCUUCUCCAGUGCAGCAUGUGCGAGUUGCUUCUCCAGUGCAGCAUGUGCGAGUUGCUUCACCUGUCCAGUUAGUAGCUCCUUGUUCACACCACUGCAGUACUGGCUGCACUCAGAACACUGAUACAGCGCCAGCUUCUAAACCUACAACUUGUGGACAAUCUAAGUGCCCUUUACACAGUUGUAACUGUAUGAUGCCAAAAGAGAAGGAACCAGAGCCUGUAUGGGUAGGUCCACAGAAUCAUGGUUGUCAGCAACAAGCUCCUUGUCAACAACACACACCCUGCUGCAGACCCAAAUCACCUCUCUACGUCCUGCAGGACAGCCCAGGGUUAAUAUCAGAGGAUCUACCAGACGAUGAGAUUUCUGCCCUCAAGGAACGUGUCAAAAAACUUGAAGAUCCUGACAACGAGCCACUAGGAAAGCUGAUGGACGGCAUUGAAGAUAUUAAAAACCAACUGUUGGCCACUGCAGAGGCGCUCAACGACCGGAUGAAUCAAAUAAAUGAGAAAUGUGACAAGGGAGACAUCAACUCAAACAACAUCAUCAAUCGAGUACAAAACAACGAAAACAACAUCAAUGGUCUCUGCAACGACAUUAAAAAUCUCAAAGAUCUUAUAUCCAAUGGUGGAAAGAUUGAUUCAGACUUCUUUCAGAGGUUGAAGGAUAUAAGCGAAGUCCAUGAGUUCAUAAAGCAGGAGCUGCAGAACAUCACAAUGAAAAUGGCAACCAUGAAUAACCUCGAUAACAUCGUAGACGUGCAACGUGAGAGGCUGAGUGAAGCAGAAGAUACUCUUCGUCAGCACUGUGAUGAGGAGACCACUGCUAGAAAUCAGUUCCUUCAAAAGCUGCAGGAUAUUGAGAACGCACUGAAGAAGUUAGAGCAAAAUAAAUCCGACUCUGACAGACGAACGGAUAAGCUAACAGAUAGACUCGAUAGUCUGGCGAGGUCUAUUCAGGAACAAAACUCAAAAGUUGACAGGAUGAACUCUGAUAUUUCAACUGCUAUAAAAGACUUUGACAAGCAAAUAAACAAACUAGAACCACAAUUGGACAGACAACGAGACUUGAUAGAUGGUUUGAAAAAUGAACGAGACAACAACAAAAGUGAUCUACAAAGAUUGAGAGACAAGUUAGAAGGAUUGGAGAAAGUUUUACGACAAUUGAGCGAACUACCUAGUUCAAGUAAGCGGAGAGUUAGUACUAACAACAUUGAGGAGAUAACAGUAACAGAGGUGGCCACAACUGAAUCAGCAAGAGGAGGAGGCGGAGGAACUGGAGGAGGCGGAGGAGCUUCCAGUUCAUCUGCCCAACAACAAAGCAGCUCCUCUAGCGGCAACUUAAAGGGAUUCCUCCAGAACGUCAACAGUGGCAAAGAAAAUGAUGCUCUGAAAUCAGGCGCUAUCACCCCUAAAAGUAGACGAAGCUCGGUUCUUGUGAUGACCACGUAGAAAUGUUACUAACUGAUUAUUUAGUUAAUUGUUACUAACAGCUGCAACGAAUCUAGAAACUUCUCUGACAUCCUUAAAAUAAUCUCUACCGAAAUCUUUCAUUGGCCAUGAUUUAUAGUCGGAACCUAGAUGCUGUUGACAUGUUAAAGUAUCAAGAACACCAUAUUGACUUUGAGUAAUGAGUUACGGACUCUCCUCACGUUUUGAAAAACUUGGUUAAAAUUCGGAUUUUUAAAACUUGUAUCUUUUACUUACUUAAUUAUGCUAUUAAAUUUUGACUUAUGGAGCAGAUCUGAUAAUUAGGUAUACUUAUAUUUGAUAGAUUUUAAGUC
Messenger RNA from Bolinopsis microptera, 2232 nucleotides. RefSeq lists its product as uncharacterized. The record is from RefSeq and is a predicted model, not a curated record. Lineage: Eukaryota; Metazoa; Ctenophora; Tentaculata; Lobata; Bolinopsidae. Gene Ontology annotation, cellular component: Mre11 complex; condensed nuclear chromosome. The transcript is spliced from 17 exons. Gene Ontology annotation, molecular function: double-stranded telomeric DNA binding; G-quadruplex DNA binding; single-stranded telomeric DNA binding. Gene Ontology annotation, biological process: telomere maintenance via recombination; chromosome organization involved in meiotic cell cycle; telomere maintenance via telomerase. Bases 32 to 1900 code for a protein of 622 amino acids.